AAAACCAAAAUCAAAAUCUCCAAAUUUUCUCACUCUGCGAAAAGCAAUUGACGAAAAUGGCUGAAGCGAAGAACACCACCUUUGAUUCUAUCAGGGAAUGGGUCGUCGAUCACAAGCUUCGCACUGUUGGAUGUUUGUGGCUAAACGGAAUAGCGGGUUCAAUCGCCUACAAUUGGUCCCAACCCAACAUGAAAACCAGUGUUAAGAUCAUUCACGCUAGGUUGCAUGCACAAGCACUGACACUUGCUGCAUUGGCUGGAGCUGCAGUCGUUGAGUACUACGACCACAGGACUGGAGCAAAGCAAGAGCGUGUUGCGAAGUUUCUCAAUCUGGAUAGAAAUUCACAUAAAGAUUGAAGCCAGGACUUACAUUAAACAUUCAUGAGCAACAUAUCUCAAAUAUCAUUUCUCUCAAUGUCCUGUAUUGUAGUUGGCAGCGUUGUCGCUGGACAGUCUGAUCAACCACAGUUUUGUUAGCUUUUAAUAGCAUGCUUAAACUUUCAAGGAGGAUAGUCAGUUUCUGUAUCCAGGUUCUUCAUUGUCUUGCUAUAGUAUAGGUUUUGUAAUUCUAAUAUUUGAUUUCAAUACUAGUUUUUGUCAAAUAAUUUCACUAGGGUCUGUUUGUCCUUUAUGGAAAAUGAUGGUUUGAUUGAAAA
This is a messenger RNA of Camellia sinensis, 655 nucleotides long. RefSeq lists its product as uncharacterized. Gene Ontology annotation, cellular component: respiratory chain complex. The record is from RefSeq and is a predicted model, not a curated record. Gene Ontology annotation, biological process: mitochondrial respiratory chain complex IV assembly. NCBI's taxonomy places the organism in Eukaryota, Viridiplantae, Streptophyta, Magnoliopsida, Ericales, Theaceae.